Molecule: messenger RNA, 5048 nt
Organism: Toxotes jaculatrix (banded archerfish)
Lineage: Eukaryota; Metazoa; Chordata; Actinopteri; Toxotidae
Gene: arid4a
Product: AT rich interactive domain 4A (RBP1-like)
Exons: 26
Coding region: 117-4397 (1426 amino acids)
Biological process (GO): regulation of transcription by RNA polymerase II
Cellular component (GO): nucleus
Molecular function (GO): transcription cis-regulatory region binding
Source: RefSeq, a predicted model, not a curated record
CGGGCUCAACAGCUUGUUGUUCGUGAAUCGCUUUGCAGCUCGAGAGAGGGGAAGCAGCCGCGGUCGUGUAUUGAUCCACACUCUUUCGAGCUGGACUCCCUCAAAUAACCGUAAAGAUGAAGGCAGCAGACGAGCCUGCCUACCUGACAGUGGGGACGGAUGUUAGUGCCAAGUACAGAGGAGCCUUCUGUGAGGCCAAGAUCAAGACUGUGAAACGCAUGGUGAAGGUCAAGGUGACUCUGAAAGGUGAAAGUACGUCCCAGGUGGUGCAGGACGACCAGGUUAAAGGACCUCUGAGGGUCGGCUCCACUGUGGAGGUGAAGACUAACGAGGGUUUAUCCAGUGAGGCCGUCAUCAGUAAGCUGACAGACGCCAGUCUGUACACUGUGGUGUUUGACGAUGGAGAUGAGAAGACUCUCCGCCGUACCUCUCUGUGUCUGAAGGGAGAGAGACAUUUUGCAGAGAGUGAGACGUUGGACCAGCUUCCGCUGACAAACCCGGAGCAUUUUGGAACUCCGGUCAUCGGCAAGAAGUCAAACCGUGGUGGACGGCGUUCGUCCCAGGCUGUAGCUGACGAGGAAAAUGAGUCCACGUCCAGUGAGGACGAGGAGGAGGACAGGAGGAGACUGAACGAUGAGCUGCUGGGGAAGGUCUGCAGCAUCGAGAGCGAGGAGGAUCCCAGCAGCUGCUACCUGGCUCUGGUGGUGUCUCCAAGCUGUAACGAUGAGCUGGUGGUGAAGAAGGAUCAGUGUCUGGUCAGAUCAUUCAGCGACUCCAAGUUCCACACAGUGGCGAGGAGACACGUCCACGCCUUCACCUCCAUCACCAGGUCUGAGUUCUCCAACAGGAGAGGUUUUGAAGCAGCCCAGGUUUUCUUGAAGAGCAGGGAGGUUCCAGAUGUGUGGAAGAUGGACAUGAGUCAGAUUCUGGACUCGUCCUCAAGCGAUGACGAGGAAGAGGAGAAGGAAAGCGACGAGGAGGAGGAGGAGGAGGACGACGAAGAUGAGAGGAAGAAGAAGAAGCACAUAAAGGAUGAGCCGGAGGAGGAACCAGACCCAGAGGAGAGAGACCAUUUCCUGCAGCAGCUCUACAAGUUCAUGGAGGACAGAGGGACUCCCAUCAACAAACCUCCAGUGUUGGGUUAUAAAGACCUGAACCUCUUUAAGCUCUUCAGACUGGUCUAUCACCUGGGAGGCUGCCACAAGAUUGAGUCUGGGACAGUGUGGAAGCAGGUCUACAUCGAUCUGGGGAUCCCCGUCCUGAACUCUGCUGCAUCCUAUAACGUCAAGACCGCCUACAGGAAGUACCUGUAUGGUUUUGAGGAGUACUGCCGCUCUGCCUCUAUUACCUUCAGGACCAUCCAUCACAACAACCCCCGUCCUCCCACCGCACCGGCCAAUGAGAAGACAGCAGGGGUGGAGCUUAAAGAGCUCUCCACACCACAAGUGAAGGUGGAGCCUGUCAGUGACAAGAGGGAGGAGGCGGAGUCAGAGAGCGAGAGCGAGAAGGAGGAGGAGGAGGAGGUGAAGGAGAGACAGUCGUCACCGAGGGGGAGGAGGAGGUGUGUGGGGAGUCAGGUGAAGGCAGAGAGAGAGUUGUCCUCCAGACCAGAGAAAAGAGGAGGAGGAGGAGGAGGAGGAGGAGGAGGAGAGAACAGUGAAGAGCAGAGGGAAGUGAGGAGACGCAGCAACAGAAGAAUGGAUGACUCAGAGAAAGGCUCUGAGGAAGAGGAGGAGGACGAGGAUGAUGAAGAAGAGGAGGAGAGCGAGCGGAGGAGAGGAGACAGGAGUGAGGGGGAGGAGGAGGAGGAGGAUGGAGACUCUGUGACAGGGACGAAGGUCAGGGUGAAGUAUGGCAGAGGAAAGACCCAGAAGAUCUACGAGGCUCACAUCAAGAAGACGGACAUAGACAACGGAGAACAGUUCUACCUGGUACACUACUACGGCUGGAACGUCAGGUACGAUGAGUGGGUGAAGGCCGACAGGAUCAUCUGGCCUGUGGAGAAGGGAACAAAGAAGAGACAGAGGAAGAAGGUGAAGCAAAACAAAGACGAGGUGGAGAAGGAUGAAGAGAAGCCGGCGGCGAAGCCAACGGGAGCGAAGCGUGGUCGUCCUCAGAUCAGAACCACGCCGACAAGCUCCUCCAGCCGCAGCGUCUCUAAAACACCGAGCAACGAGGGACGAUCCAACGGCAAGAGCAGCAGGACGGAGACAUCGUCCAACAUGGCCAACGGAGACAACACUCCUCGAAGGAGAACCAGGAGAACGUCAGGCAUGUAUGACUCAGACAGAGCAUCCAUCGGGGAUUCUGGGAACUCAUCAGAUGACAGCGAAUCAGAAGACCCACCUGAUAAAAAGCCGUCACCUUGGCGAGGGAGGACUGAAGCUGUGCCCUGCCAGGAGGAGCAGCAGGAGGAGGUGAAGGAGGAGGAGACGAGUGAGGUCACGGACAUCAUGUCUCCUAGCAGCUCUGUUGUCCCGGCAACAACAGGUCAGCUGCCUGCUGCUGCCACACCGCCAUGUCCCAGCAUGCCUCAGGAGAAAGCUGACAAAGUGCUGAACCAAUCAGAGGAAGAUGCGGAGCAGGGGGAGGAGCCUGCAGCAGAAGCAGUCACGGUGCUGGUUCACCUGGGCAAGGACAACAGAACGUCUUUGCGGCAGAAGAUGACGUCUCCUGGACAGGAAGUGCUUGCCAAGACAUCUCCCAGCAGGACAUCUCCUCCCCGCGACAGUGCCAACAAAAUGUCUCCUCUUCCCGAGAAGGUCAACAAGAUGUCUCCCACUGCCACAGACAAACCCAAAACGUCACCUGACAAGCAGCAGCAGCAAGAGUCCUCCCCUCUGCCUGCUGUAGAGGAGGAGGACAGGAGCACUCCCCUGUCCUCCCCCAGGGCUAAAGGUCGUAGGGCCAACAUCAGGGAGACGGGCUCUGAAACUCCUCCCAGAACCCCCCUCUGCACUCCCAGCCCCAGCCCCGCCCCUGCCACCAGCCCCUCCCACUUAGCGGACCUGUCAUCUCCUCAUAGUGUCCCAAAGAGACCGGAUGAGCCCAUGGUGAUUCUUCGCUGCCUCUCCACAGAGCACCUCCCCCCAGAGUCUACCACAGUGGACUCAGAUACCGACUCUGCCACUGAGGAGGAGGAGGAGGCGGAGGAGGAGGCAGAGUUACCCGAGGAGAGGAGCAGCGUGGCACUUAAACGUAAAGCAGCAGAGCAGAGAGCAGCAGACAAGAAGCUCUGCCCUGACAGGAGGCAGGAGGAGGCCGCCUCCCCCAAAACUCCCACACCCAAGACAGCGGCUGGAGCUUCACCCAAAACCAAAGGGAGGAGUGAGGGGCUGACGAAGGCAGAGGAGUGGCCCCGUCCAGCAGAGGCGACGCAGAGGGAGGUGUCAGAGGAGCAUCUGACUGGUGGAGCCAUGAAGGAGCCAGAGGUGCAUGAUGGGAUGCCUCCCCUUGCUCCGGGCCCCUCCAGUGCUGAGGAGUUGGAGCCACAGAUCGGCCCCGAGGCGCUGGUCUGCCAUGAGGUGGACUUGGAUGACCCUGAUGAGAAGGAGAAGCCUGUCUCCUCCUCAGAGCACCUCCUCCUGAUGAUGAGGGAGCAGCAACAAGCUCCGCCCCCGCUGCCUCACCUCCUCCAUGCCUCCCUCCCAUCCCCCCACACCCCUCACCUCCCUCACCGCCCUCAGCCUCAGGUCAGGCCCUUCCUCCCGGCCACCACUCCCACCUCCACCCCCUGUCCCGAGGAGCUCCACCCAGCCAGGAGCGCCAUUGAGGUGGAGAGGGGAGCAGCGGGGGGGGAGCAGGAGGGAGACUCCAGUCCUGGGUUUGAUGGCAGCGCCUCCUCCUCCUCCACUUCCCUGCCGUCUCUGCAGGAGAACAAGGACAGAGGUCAGAAGAGGCUGAUGGACUGUAACUCCAGCCCGUCAGCCAAGAAACAGAAACGCAACCAGAAACGACCAAACACACCUGGGAAGGUGGAGAAGAACGGAGCAGGUCACAGCAGCGACAGCGAGGACCAGUCUCGUCUGACGUCUCUGAAGUCUCAGAAGUCUCGGUGUCCUGGUUUGUCGUCUCCGUCUUCUCAGAGUAAAGACAAACAGAACUUCCCCUCCCCUCAGCGCACAUACAAGUGGACCUUCCAGCUCGAUGAGCUGGACAGCAUGUCGAGCACAGAGAGGAUCUCCUUCCUGCAGGAGAAGCUGCAGGAGAUCAGGAAGUACUACAUGACCCUGAAGUCAGAGGUCGCCUCCAUCGACAGACGCAGGAAGAGACUAAAAAAGAAGGAGAGAGAAGUGUCAAACACGACGGCGUCGACCUCGUCAGGCUCCUCAGACACAGGUAUGAGUCCGUCCUCGGCCUCGCCCACUCAGAACACUGUUGCUGUGGAGUGCAGGUGAUGACACGCCCACCCAGGCCGCCCACUCUGAUCCUUCUGUUCAGCCCUGCCCCCUCCAGCCUCAAACUCCGCCCAUUCAGCCAGCUCUAAGGGCUUGAUGGGAAAACAAAAUUAAAAACUUCCUCCAGGUGAGAGUCCAUGAACUGAGGCAGUGGCUGAUGGGAAUGCUGUCACUCCAACAAAUACGGCCGUGUGUGUGUGUGAGGGGGGGUGAAUGGGUUGCUCACCUUAGCUCCACCCCCCCCCCCCCCCCCCCCCCAUCUAUGGACUUACUUCCUGUUCAAGGAGACAAACGUGACGAAAAUCAGCUCGCCGUCUGUUAAGCCACCACAGAGCACUUCUGUUUCCUUCCUUCCUUCCUCCCUCCCUUCCUUCAGUGCAUCCUCAGUACUUCUGCUCAGCGGCUCCUAAUUAAUAAGAGGUUAUUCUUGGUGGGGGGUGGUUAGGGUCAGAGGUCACCUGUGUGGAGUGUUUCCUGCAGGGUUGAACAGAAAGAGGAAACAGAUUCCUGAAGCAGCACAGCUCAUUAUGCAAAUUACUUUUCUUUUUUGAAUUUUUUAAGAAAAUGGAGAAUAUUAUUAAAAAACAAAAACUUUCCUGACUUCCUGCUGUGAGUGUUUUUGGUCUUUUUAUAUGGAAUCAGAGCUUUUAU